GACGUCAUUUCGACCGCGUUGGAGCCGCUGAAGUCUGACGUGGUGAAGAAACAGUCGCGCUGAAAAACUACAGGACUAAACACACUUUCAGCAACGCAGCGAGAAGAAAGACGUACGGAAAACAUAAGAAAGACUUUUGGGAUUCUGCUGGUUUGUUUUGGAGUUCGAGCAGGUUGAUUUUUGACCGCGGUUUAGUUGUGAAGCGCUGAAUGCUAAAGCGCUAACUUCACUUAGCGGCUCUUCCUCAUUACACUUCAUUACACCUCGAAUAAGUUUAACUUUGAUACUGUUUCUUGGUUUUGAGCGGUUUUUAGCAUGGGUUUGACUAUUUCAAGCGUAUUUUCUCGAUUGUUCGGGAAGAAGCAGAUGAGAAUUCUCAUGGUUGGUCUGGAUGCUGCUGGAAAAACCACAAUCCUGUACAAACUGAAACUGGGAGAAAUCGUGACAACAAUUCCAACUAUAGGAUUUAACGUCGAGACAGUCGAAUACAAGAACAUUUCCUUCACUGUGUGGGAUGUGGGUGGUCAGGAUAAGAUCAGGCCUCUUUGGAGACAUUACUUCCAGAACACACAGGGUCUGAUCUUUGUUGUGGACAGUAAUGAUCGUGAACGAGCGCAGGAAGCAGCAGAAGAGCUUCAGAAGAUGCUUCAGGAAGAUGAACUUAGAGACGCUGUUUUGCUGAUUUUUGCAAAUAAACAAGAUUUACCAAAUGCGAUGCCCAUCAGCGAGAUGACAGACAAACUGGGCCUGCAGAAUCUCAGGAGCAGAACUUGGUACGUCCAGGCGGCCUGUGCGACUCAAGGGACGGGUUUAUACGAGGGAUUAGACUGGCUUUCCGAGCAGCUCUCCAAACGCUAAACUGCACUUCCUGUUCAAACAGGAAGUGUGUGUUUGUGUGUGCUGUUCCAAAGGACUUGAUGAGCGACGCUGUUUCAGUUGUUACCAAAAAUCCGCCUGCUGAUGUCAAUCUUUUGGCAGAGCAUUUUAGUUUCUUCUUCUGAUUCGUUGCACCUUUUUUGACCUCGACUGACAUUUCUUUAGAUUUAUUCCACUUGAUGUAGCCAUAUACAGUCAAGCCCGAAAAUAUUCAUACCCCUGGCAUAUUAUGAUGUUUAAGUUGUUUUUAUGGUGCGGCAUGUUUGCUCAGUGCUUAGCGCUGUCGCCUCACAGCAAGAAGGUGGCUAGUUUAUGUCCCGGCUGGGCCAGUUUUCUGUGUGAAGUUUGCAUGUUCUCCCCGUGUUGGCGUGGGUUUCCUCUGGGUGCUCCGGUUUCCCCCUACAGUCCAAUCACAUGCGCUAUAGGGGAAUUGAAUAACCAAAAUUGGCUGUAGUGUAUGUGUGUGAAUGAGUAUGCAUGGAUGUUUCCCAGUACUGGGUUGCAACUGGAAUUGCAUCCUCUGCGUAAAACAUAUGUUGGAAUAGUUGGCGAUUCAUUCCACUGAGUUGCUUUUUUUUUUCAACCAGCAAGUUAUUUACAUUUGAACUAGGGAUGCUCCGAUCAAGAUUUUUACAGCCGAUACUGAGUACCGAUUUCUUGUCAUGGUGAUCAGCUGAUACCAAGUACCGAUUCUGACGCUUCAAGCUUUAAAUAACUUUGCCAUUGCAUAAAGCACAUUUUCUUUCUAAUAGGCCUACUUUCAUUUUAGCACACAUUAUCGUGCCAAUUUCUGCUGUUAUAGAGGUUGUGUUUUCAGAUUUUAGCACGUCAGUGUUUAUGUUCAUUUCAUCAUGUUCACCAGGACUGUGGAGGUGUGUUUGGCUGGAUUGGUUUACAGUUCCCUUUCCAGACGAGUCGUUACGCCGCGGGUUCCCAGAGCCAUCGUAUUUGAAUUUACUAAGCUUCGAUGCCAUAUUUGGAAAUUUUGAUGUCGUCGUUAAAGCUUGGCCAUUAUCUCGUCCUUAUUCGAUCAUCAGCAUAUAUUUAAUUGAAAUUAAUCAUGAAAUAAUUUGGUUACUGCAGGAGCUCACAAAAAUUCGACUUACGCCUUGCUUUGCUCAGGAGCGCCCCCAAUAUGCCUACUUAAGUGGCGAUUUUUGCUUAACUAAGAGAAUAAAUGAGGGAUGUUGCAUUUGAUUGUUUCUUAUGACCAUUGAGGGUGGACAUGUCAUGGUCAGAGGCAAGAAAUGGGUCUACAAACUACUGUUUAUUGUAAUAAGUAUAUUACAAGUUAGAAAAAAAAUAUAUAUGUAUAUGUUUUUUAUUUCCCUAAUAUUUCCAGCCAGGUUUUAGUGAACUUGCAAACACAGAACAUAUAUAUACAUCUAUUUCUU
Danio aesculapii is the source of this 2270-nucleotide messenger RNA. Its product is annotated as ADP-ribosylation factor 4-like. The transcript is spliced from 6 exons. The coding region runs from base 316 to 858 and encodes 180 amino acids. Gene Ontology annotation, cellular component: plasma membrane; cytoplasm. Gene Ontology annotation, molecular function: GTPase activity; GTP binding. The record is from RefSeq and is a predicted model, not a curated record. Gene Ontology annotation, biological process: intracellular protein transport; vesicle-mediated transport. NCBI's taxonomy places the organism in Eukaryota, Metazoa, Chordata, Actinopteri, Cypriniformes, Danionidae.